UUCCCUCAGUGUCUCUCCUCCAGAAGACUCCCUCCUCUCCAGUCAGCUGCCACGCUACAGGUUUCUACCCUCACAGAGCCAUGAUGUUCUGGAGGAAAGAUGGAGAGGAGCUUCAUGAGGACGUGGAACAUGGAGAGAUCCUCCCCAACCAUGAUGGAUCAUUUCAGAUGAGUGUUGACCUGAACCUUUCAUCAGUCACACCUGAAGACUGGAGGAGGUACGAAUGUGUGUUUCAUCUCUCUGGUGCAAAGAACGACAUUGUCACCAAACUGGACAAAAAAGUGAUCAGAACCAACUGGGAGAAGCUGCUUGACCUGACCAUCCCCAUCAUCACUGCAGUGGCUGUUUUCAUCAUUGCUGCUUUUGGAGUCACAGUUUACAUAAAGAAGAAAAAUUCGAUUUCUGUGUGA
This is a messenger RNA of Thunnus maccoyii (southern bluefin tuna), 410 nucleotides long. RefSeq names its product major histocompatibility complex class I-related gene protein-like. The coding region runs from base 81 to 410 and encodes 109 amino acids. The record is from RefSeq and is a predicted model, not a curated record. The transcript is spliced from 3 exons. Lineage: Eukaryota; Metazoa; Chordata; Actinopteri; Scombriformes; Scombridae.